AUGGAAAAAGAAAACUCUUCAACCCCUCCAUUAACUCAUAAUGAUAAUAAAACAAAUACCUUACAAGAUGAAUCUGAUCAAAUAUCUUCAAAUGCCUCUUCUACUUCUCAUUCAACGAAUAAAAAUAAGGUGUCUUGGUUUUCGGAUAUAAAUAGCUUGAAUGCUAUCUUUGCUUCUUUAGGUACUGCUAAUAGUUUGACAAAAAAUCCUAAAAUUGAUGAUAGUAAUAAAGAUGUUCGUGAGUCUAGUAUCCUUGUUGAUAAUAAUAACCUGAAAAAUCUUUUAAUUGAUGAUGCUGAAUCUAGCGAAUGCUACGAUGUUCCAUCCAAAGUUUCCCAUAUCCAUCAAGAAAUUCUUGAUAAAUCUUCAGUAUCUUCUUUUGAGUCCUUGGAAACUUCAAAAUCUGUCUCUACUACUCCCUCAUCUUGUCAACCUCAAGAAUUAAUAAAACUUGAUAUUAUCCAAUGUCAAUUUGAAUAUUUUGGUGGCAAACCUUCCGCUGUUAUAAAUUCAAAAUAUCUUGGUGAUUUGGCUUUUUUAUACAGAAUUUCUGAUGCUAUGCAAUCUGAAGGUGGUGGUGAAAUUUCUUUUUGUUUAAAUGGAAUGGCCGACGAAGUUUCAAUUCCAUUUAAUCAAUUGUCCGGAUUCAAGAUCACUAAUGAUGGAAAAAUUAAUUUGAGACUUAAACCGAAUUUUAAAAAAACUUAUCGUCAUCAUCUUGGUGGUUAUCCUUAUCUUUUAGAACCAACUACUUCUACAUCGGACCCGACUAAUGGAAAGCUUCAUGCUUUACAUUCUCUUUUGUUGUCUCCUGAUCGCUCCGGAAAGCUUUCUACAUUGACCGAUAUUGAAAUCGCAAUUGAAAAAUUAUGGUUCAGAAGACAUGAUGUUCAUAAUGAACUCGUUAAAGAUAGGCAAAAAAAAAUGUAUCUGACUUGUGUGUUUCCAACUGAACGAAGAGCACUUUCUUAUCCAAUUGAUUCUCCAUAUCAUAGAUUAUUAUUAGAUCUUGAAACUAGAUUUAAUUUACCUACUAACAAUAUUAAUCUUAGAUUUAAAAAUAAUAAUGGUGAUAUGGUUGGAUUAAAAGAUGAAGAAACUUGGAGAUUGGCGAAAAGUGAUGCUUAUAGUAAAAACUUAAUUAGAUUAACUAUUUAUAUUUGGUGA
Messenger RNA from Cetraspora pellucida, 1167 nucleotides. NCBI's taxonomy places the organism in Eukaryota, Fungi, Glomeromycota, Glomeromycetes, Diversisporales, Gigasporaceae. The record is from the annotation of a GenBank genome assembly.